CCGCCGCCUGAGCGCGGGUCCCGCAUUCCCGGGGGGAGCAGCGCCGGCGCCAUGUGGAUCCAGGUGCGCACCAUGGACGGCACCGAGACCCGCCGCGUGGACUCGCUCUCCAAGCUCACCAAGGUGGAGGAGCUGCGCCUGCGGAUACACGAGGUGUUCGCCGUGGAGCCCCAGCGGCAGCGCCUCUUCUACCGCGGCAAACAGAUGGAAGAUGGUCACUCCCUUUUCGAUUACAGCGUGGGACUCAAUGAUAUUGUUCAGCUCCUGGUCAGACAAAGCCCAGCAGUGCUUCCUGCUGUGAGCAAGGAGAAGGAUUCCGAGCUCUCCGACACCGACUCCGGCUGCGGCUCCGGCCAAAGCGACUCCGACAAGAGCUCCCACAACGGAGAGGGUGCCCUGGAACUGGAGGGCCAGCCCAGCACAGCAGCACAGCCCGACUGGACCCACCCUGUCUUUGGCCUCUAUAAGAUCAACGACUUGGUGGACGCCCGGGACACGGACAUGGGAGCGUGGUUUGAAGCCCAGGUUGUGAAUGUGACCAGGAAAAAACCUCCCAGGGAAGCAGCUGAGAGCUGCACAGACCCUGUCCCUGAGGAAGAUGUGAUCUAUCACGUCAAAUAUGACGAUUAUCCAGAGAAUGGAGUGGUGCAGAUGAGCUCCAGUAACGUUCGGGCCCGGGCACGGACUAUUCUGAAGUGGCACCAGCUGGAAGUAGGACAGGUGGUGAUGGUCAACUACAACCCUGAUGAGCCAAAAGAGAGGGGCUUUUGGUAUGAUGCUGAGAUCCUGCAGAAAAGGGAAACAAAAAUGACCAGGGAGAUCAAUGCAAAGAUCCUACUCGGGGAAGCUGGUGACUCCUUGAACGACUGCACAAUCAUGUUAGUGGAUGAAAUCUAUAAAAUUGAGGAACCAGGCAGUGCUUCCCCCAUCCCAGCUGGAACACCAAAACGGCAGAGUGGACCUGUGUGUAAAGCCUGCAAGGACAACCCAAACAAGACCUGCAGAGUCUGUGCUUGUCACAUCUGUGGAGGGAAACAAGAUCCAGACAAGCAGCUCAUGUGUGACGAGUGUGACAUGGCUUUCCACAUCUACUGCCUCAACCCUCCCCUCAGCAGCAUCCCAGAUGAUGAGGACUGGUAUUGCCCCGAGUGUCGAAACGAUGCGAGUGAGGUGGUUUUAGCAGGAGAGAGGUUAAAAGAAAGCAAAAAGAAACAAAAGAUGGCAUCUGCCAACUCAUCCUCAAGGAGAGACUGGGGCAAGGGCAUGGCGUGUGUCGGCCGCACCAAGGAAUGCACCAUCGUCCCCUCCAACCACUAUGGACCAAUCCCUGGCAUUCCUGUUGGCACCAUGUGGAAGUUCAGAGUUCAGGUGAGCGAAUCCGGAGUGCACAGGCCCCAUGUUGCAGGGAUACAUGGCAGAAGCAACGAUGGGGCCUAUUCCUUGGUCCUGGCAGGAGGCUAUGAAGAUGACAUAUUCCAGGUGGUGAAAUACUGGCCCGAGACGGGGAAAUCUGGAUUUUUAGUGUGGCGUUACCUGCUCAGGAGGGACGAUGAAGAACCUGCUCCUUGGACCAAAGAGGGAAAGGACAGGAUGAAAAAGCUUGGCCUAACAAUGCAGUAUCCUGAAGGAUAUUUGGAAGCUGUUGCAAAUAAAGAUAAGGAAAAAGAAAAUAAUGGAGAGGAUGAGUUUGAUACCCCGGGGAAAGGAAAGAGGAAAAGGAAAUCAGCAGGUGGGGAGGAAAAACCCGUCACCUCUCCAGCAGGGACCCCAAAGAAAACUAAAGUUGAGCCAUACAAGCUGACAGCCCAGCAGAAAUCUCUCAUAAAAAGUGAUGAAGCCAAUGAAAAACUGUGGAAUGAAGUACUAGAGGCUCUCAAAGAUGGACCGAAAUUCCUCAGUAAGGUGGAAGAGGCCUUCCUGUGUAUCUGCUGUCAGGAGGUCGUGUUCCGGCCCGUCACGACCGUCUGCCAACACAACGUGUGCAAGGACUGUCUGGACAGAUCCUUCAGGGCUGACGUGUACAGCUGCCCUGCCUGUCGCUACGACCUGGGCAAGACCUACAGCAUGGAGGUGAACGAGGCCCUGCAGGACAUCCUCACCCAGCUCUUCCCUGGCUACGGCAACGGCCGGUGAUUCCCUAAAGCACUUCUCCUUCCCUUGGGUUCACACUUAAACCACGGGCUUAAUUUAAAAAAACAAACAAACAAAAACAAACAAACCAGCAAACCUGUAGUCUGUGUUCUCCCAGACCCCCCCUAAAAAGGUUUGAAGUCUUCCUCGUUUUUAAAAACCUAUAAACUCCAAGGACUGUCCUUUUUGUGCGUUCGUGGAUUUUCGUUUUUGUUCUAAAUGUUGAAGUUUGCUUUUUUUUUUUUUAAUUGUUGUGGUUUUUUUCUCCCCUCAAACCUGCCACUCAUUCAGCACAGAAUUAUUUGUUCUUAAUGGACUGAAAGUGCUUCCGGUGAGGCUGCUAAUGAUGAGGAAAGUUCUCAGAGUGCCCCCCGUGCCCCCCUUUUAUUUUUAUUUUUAUUUUUUUUAUUCCAAAAAAUGGCUUGGUUGCUAGAACAAUCUUCACUGUCUGGGGAUUUGGCCAUCAAGGUAGACUCGUGCAUCACCUUGGCAGCAUUUUGAUACUCAAAAUUUGUACAAGUUGGUUCCUGGCUUUGUACCACAAGUGGGUAUUUGCUAUUUUUUUUUUGUAAGAACUGGGGUUUUAUACGUUUGACAAAAAAGCCAUUUCCUGCUAAUUUUAUAUUCUCAAAACCAUAAAGCUGCUUGCUUAGAGCCAAGUAGUUGGAGCAAUAUGAAGUACUACCUCACUGGACUUGUUGUAGGGAAGGAUUUGUUCAGCCAGGCGCUGUCCUCUGUCCCGAGAUGCCAUUGUGGAAUAUCCUAAAGCCAUCCUUAAGUGCCUUUUGUCCUUUGCUGGAAGACUGGGCUCUGAAUCACCAUAUAUAUCUUUUUUUUUUUUUUUCAUAAGCACUGAAACGUUUUUAACUUGCCAGCCAGAUCUUUGGUAACAUGGAACACUGUAGCUGUGUGUGAUUAGUGUGGAUUUGCAGAGGAUCAGGUUUCCUAGUGAUAGGUGAAUUAAGGGUUGUGUUUUUUUCCUUUGUUUCGCUGCAUUUCCACCUGGAAAUGAAAAAUAACCAAUUCUGGCUUUUUCUAUGAACCAUUUUGUAUUGGACCUGCCACCGAGAAGGCUCACUUUGUAUUUUUCUACCAUUACAAAAGUUUGCAGUUCGAUACCUCAACAAGACAGGGAUGUUUUUAAUCACACUUUACUGCAGACAGACUGGAACAAAUGUGCCUAUUUUUGGUUUUCUUAACUCUUACCCUUUGGAAAACUAUUAUGUUAAUAUGUUAGGGAAAAGAAACCCCACCCCACAGCAUUUUAUAGAUUUUUGUUGUUGUUGUUGAAUUUGUCAAAUUUUUGUACAAUGUGCAAGCUGAAGUUCUCAAAAUAAAUAACUUUUCAAAUUAAA
This is a messenger RNA of Neopelma chrysocephalum (saffron-crested tyrant-manakin), 3485 nucleotides long. It is a transcript of the gene UHRF1, whose product is annotated as ubiquitin like with PHD and ring finger domains 1. Gene Ontology annotation, biological process: negative regulation of gene expression via chromosomal CpG island methylation. NCBI's taxonomy places the organism in Eukaryota, Metazoa, Chordata, Aves, Passeriformes, Pipridae. Bases 52 to 2133 code for a protein of 693 amino acids. The transcript has 14 exons. Gene Ontology annotation, molecular function: protein binding; ubiquitin protein ligase activity. The record is from RefSeq and is a predicted model, not a curated record.